This is a messenger RNA of Branchiostoma floridae (Florida lancelet), 1780 nucleotides long. Its product is annotated as gamma-aminobutyric acid receptor subunit beta-1-like. The transcript is spliced from 9 exons. Gene Ontology annotation, molecular function: neurotransmitter receptor activity; extracellular ligand-gated monoatomic ion channel activity; GABA-A receptor activity. NCBI's taxonomy places the organism in Eukaryota, Metazoa, Chordata, Leptocardii, Amphioxiformes, Branchiostomatidae. The record is from RefSeq and is a predicted model, not a curated record. Gene Ontology annotation, biological process: nervous system process; signal transduction; regulation of membrane potential. Bases 75 to 1613 code for a protein of 512 amino acids. Gene Ontology annotation, cellular component: synapse; membrane; neuron projection.
CCGAUGAUAACUUGGACCAUGUUGUGCCGCAGAGUACGGCGCUGAUUUUUCCGGCAGAGUCCGACGGGUCCAGAAUGAUCACACCUUGGCUUAGGAUACCUCACAAUUUAGCCCUUUUGGCCGCAGCCAUGCUGACCAUUUUCCCGGUCGUAAGGACCAGGUUAACCGAGGAGGAGGUAGAGGAGUAUCAGCGAUUGGCCAAUGUAACGGAAACUGUGAGAGGGAUCCUUCACGGAUAUGACAUUAGGCUAAGACCAGAUUUUGCAGGGGACCCACUUGUCAUUGGAAUGUCAAUUGAAAUUGCCAGUAUUGACAGUAUAUCGGAAGUUAACAUGGACUACACCAUGACGAUGUACUUCCAGCAGACGUGGCGGGACCCACGCCUGUCCUACACCAGCGUACCGCACAACCUGACCCUGGACGGCCGGGUGGCGGAGAGUAUCUGGGUCCCGGACACGUACUUCCUGAACGACAAGGAGUCUUACCUACACGGAGUCACCGUAAAGAACCGAAUGUUACGGCUACAUCAUGAUGGAUCUGUCCUCUACGGAUUGAGGAUAACGACAACCGCAGCGUGCCAGAUGAACCUCCGGAGGUACCCUCUCGACGAGCAAAACUGCACGCUGGAAAUAGAAAGCUACGGUUAUACCACAGACGACCUUGAGUUUCAUUGGAAGGACGGCAAAGAUGCCGUCAUUGGUUGGGAUCAGAUCGAACUUCCGCAGUUCGAUAUCGUCGAUUACAACGUAGAGCAGAAAGUCAUCCAGUUUUCUACAGGAGCAUAUCCACGCCUUUCUCUCAGUUUCCGUCUGAAGAGAAACAUCGGCUACUUCAUGUUACAAACCUACAUGCCGUCCGUGCUCAUCGUCAUCCUAUCAUGGGUGUCCUUCUGGAUCAACCCUGAAGCCACGGCCGCACGGGUAGCGCUAGGUAUCACUACUGUGUUGACCGUGACGACCAUCAACACCAGUGUCCGAGCGUCCCUCCCCAAAAUCUCCUACGUCAAAGCAAUCGACCUAUACUUAAUGGGCUGUUUUGUCUUCGUCUUUGCUGCACUGAUCGAGUACGCUGUGGUUAAUUACAAAUAUUUUGGCUCCAAACCUAAGAGGGGGGAAAUCCAAUUGGCCUCGACUUCUUCACCAAGCCCCCCGGCCCGACGGUGUAGGAGGCAACGCCGUGAGGGGAGCAAUCACUCCAUGGGAAGUGUUGGGGACAACUCGUACCAACAGAACACAUCGGUGGUCGAGAUCAGAAUGGCGACUCUGUCCUCGAGAGCGGAUACACAAGACGACCGGAACCACAAGCAGGACGCUCCGGCGCUGACGCCGAUUCACGCCGACGAGACGAGAGGCAUAGUCGGGCUGUACAUGGACUCGUCCGAGCCCUUACGUCACUACCACGACAGAACGUCAACGGCGUCCAGUCCUGACUUCAACAACGUGGGCAUGCGCAGACGCAAGCUCCCGACCGAUCCGAAAAUUUCCAUCCCCAGGCUGAAGCUGCCGAAGAUUCGCGAUGUGAACACGAUAGACAGAUAUUGUAGGGUUCUCUUCCCGAUUGCCUUUGUGAUACUCAAUACUGUAUACUGGGUGUCGUACUUUCUAGGGACAUAGGCAGUGAUGGAGCCUCAAGUAUCCCAGAAUCCAUUGCAAUACACAUUUCACAAUACACAUCCAAAAUGGCUGACUGUGACCCAACAAGCAUAUCGACCUAUCAAGUUGCCUAUAAAACUAAAGCAAUUACAUGUAGCUCAAUUUCAGAAAAAAAUCAAACUCAAAAA